GUUGCCCCCAUUCCUACUCUGGCCCCGCCCCCUCUUACCUUUGACCCCGCCCUCCCGCUGUUCCUGCGACAAGAUGGCGGACUGGGUGGAUUCGCUUUUUGACUCCCGCUCCUUCCCGUGCUGUGGCCUCCAGGAGUUCAGUCUCCUUCCUGGCCAUAGCAAGAUAACAGAGAGAGUGAAAAAGCGACUCUAUUAUGGUCGAGACAUAGACUACAAACUGGAUGCUCUGUCCUGCCCUGUCACUGAUAUUGCAGUCGAGCUCCUUCAGAAAUCAGCGCCAAGCCCAAUCAGAAAACUCCGGAAGAAAUAUGCAGCUCAUGUGGCAAGAGAGGCCUGUAUCUCACCUUGUGCAAUGAUGCUUGCUCUCGUCUACAUUGAACGACUUCGACAUCGAAACCCUGAAUACCUGCAGCAGAUCUCUUCAUCUGACCUCUUCCUAAUAUCCAUGAUGGUGGCCAGCAAGUACCUGUACGAUGAGGGAGAGGAGGAGGAAGUGUUUAACGAUGAGUGGGGAGCUGCUGGCAAGUUGGACGUUCAAGUGGUCAACACUCUGGAAAUGAACUUUCUGCAAGCUAUUGAUUGGAACCUGUACGUUAAUACCCAGGAAUUCUUUGAGCUUUUGAGUCGACUGGAGGGAAGAGUGGCUGAGUCGCAGGGAUUAAAGAGAGGCUGGUUCACCUACACGGACUUGUGUGUGUUACUGGAGCAGGCGCUGUGGCAACAGGUGUUUACGGAAUUCUACCAGCAUGUUGUCAAGGUCACCUGCAUGUUGGGGCUAGUGUACCUAACCAGUGUGGCAGGAAUAAUCGCCGGUUCUGCUGUCGCUCGGCAAGUUAUGUGCUCAAAGGGCCAGGUGGACAUGAUCCCGAACACUGAGAAAUCUGUUUUGAAUCAAGGGUUUAUCCUGGAGCCAAUGAAAUGCUCACACAAGGUUGAAUCUUUCCCGUCAUUUAAUUCAGUGGCCAUUGAUGUAGCUAGAACUCAAGGUUAUCCCUCAAGUCUCCGUUGCUGCUCGUUGGAAAAUGACUCGAGCAGGAGAGGUUCGGGAUUUGCGAUGACAGCUCUGUGCAUCUGGGGGACGGUGCUGACCUCCCUCACAUACGUGACUGACCAGCAGAACCUGGAGAAGGAGCCUGGAAUCCCACCACCUAUUUCCUGCUCCAACUGCUGCAAACUGCAAAGUGAAACCAGACUGGCUGUCCAAUGUGGGGCAUCUAAUCUCACAUCCAUUACAAUUGCCUUCCGCAAUAACCCAUCAGAGGUGUUCGCCACCUUUGAUUCCUGCAGUGUGUUCUCCCCGGGGUGUAGAAGCUGCACAAAGGACAGGGUCAUAAAGCAGCCUCCUUCAGCUCUCAGCUUUGAGCGACUAAUGGACCUUCUGUGUCUCCCUGGCUCUCUGAGGAUGAGAAGGUGUCCAAUGGAAACUGCAACAGCAUUCAACCAGCUCCUGAUACCUGUUUUACCCAGUUAGAUGUUCAGUCCUCUUUCCAGUGGGCUUUGCAAUCAGUUGUUGAAGUUUUAACGGACUUUUUACCCCAAUUCCAUUUGGAAACAUUCAACUAAUCUUAAGAUCCAGCAAUGUGACCAGCAACAAAGGUUAUUGGAAGUCACAGCACUCUUUGGAUCAACCAGAAACGGUUGGCCAAACUGGCAGCUGUUCUUAACCUACCAGCACUGAUAUGUGUGCGUGCUAGCAAACUUGUUAUUGCAUCUUCAGGAUACAAGACUUACUAAAUCCCUGUUAGUGAUCAUCAGCAAUAAAUUUGAUACAUUUAAAGUCACUUUCAUUUUAAUUGGUCCUCGUGCAGAGAGUAUUUGUCUCAAAGCUCUUCCUCUGAACAGUAAAUCACUUUGAGGUGUUGUGACUUACUCUGGCUGCAGUUUUGUUGCAGCAAGUUACACAAAGAACUGCAGAAUGAAAGAUCUCAAGCUUGCUGCUGUCAGAUGAAGGAAGAUCCCACCAGAGAACUGCUUGAACGAUGCUAUGGAGUUUAUUUUAAUGCCAGCCUUAACUAGAGCAAGAAACUGUUUGACAUCUUGUCUGAAUUUCUAGUCAUGCAUCACUCCUUGUUCGCUGUACCACAACAUAAGUACUAACGUUCUUUUAGUAGCCCCUGUUACAACUUUGUUUUACCAAGCAAAGGAGAAUAUAACCAACACUAAAGGCUUGUGGUUUACUUUUAAGUCGCAAUGACAUUUACAGGAUUUCUAAGAUCUGCGUCCUUUAUUACAGUUUUUAUUUGAAAGGGUUUGAUGAAAUUGUCAAGGAAUUGGACGUGGAAUCCAAAAGGUUCACAUUUCCGUUCAGUGAUGCUGGAAAACCUGAUAGAAGAGAUUCUGCAGAUGCUGGAAAUCCAAAGUAAUACAUACAAAAUGCUGGAGGAACUUGGGCAGCAUCAGUGGAGGGGAAUGAACUGCUGACAUCAGGAUGCAUAAAGUGAUGUAAUUUGUGCAUCUUUGUGAGCAUGCACAAAACUAAAUUUACUAACAACCAUCUUAUGUGCAGAUUAUAUUAGGUGUUGUGUUUACUAUGCAGUUACAGUUUGGCUUUGGGGACUCUUGUUUUUGACUUUAAUGUUUUAUUUUUACAGUGUGAAUUUUUUACAUGGGAGACUUCAGUUUUUUCUCCUAUAACCGUAUAGAGAGAUUGUAAGAUAGGAGGCGCUAAAAAUCAAUUUUACUUUCACAUGGAGGAAAGCAGAAAAAAGUGCUUCAGUGCAAAUGUGUCAGUGGUGAAUUUGGUUACAAAGCAAUUGCUAUGCAGUUGGUUUCAGUUAGCUAAAGCAAGUUGUUAAAUGAUGAGUACCCGAAUUAUGGGGCUAUGUGAUAAGCAAAAGCUAAAAUGGGAUUUGUAUUUAUCAUUUGUAUGUUUUGUAUACGUAGCCUUCUACAGAGAGAUUUCUCCUGUGCAUUUAAUAACGUCCUUACAAAUCAUUAAUAUGGCAGACUCUCACACACCUUGGUGCUUGCUAGGUGCUCAUCUUGAAUGUGCAGGUCUGUUCCAGGUGCUUAGAAAGUUGUCAGCGGUCUGAUAUAUCACCAGGAUCUCAUGUUGGGCACCCUUUUAUACUGAUUUUGUAGUCUGUGGCAAUAAAGUGUCCAAAACUUAGCUGCAAAGAUUGUCCAUCAGUUACUCCCAAAAGAAUUUUUAAAAUAAUGAUCAAAAUAUUUGUUUUAACAUGCUGUCAAAAUGGAAAUAAAUGGUUCUUUCUUUUUCAUUCUACAAAAGAGCAAUUGCGUUUACGUGUAACACACACAAAAAUGCUGGAGGAACUCAGCAGGUCAGGCAGCAUCUAUGGAGAGAAAUGUACAUUCAACACUUUGGGCUGAGGCCCUUCAUCAGGACCUUCACCCUCACCUGGUUUCACCAAUCACCUGCCAGUUUGUACCUUCUCCUCCCCCACCCCACACCGCCACACCUUAUUCUAGCUUCUGCAGAAUCUGAUGAAGGGUCUCAGCCUGAAACAUCAAAUGCUUAUUUCCCUCCGUAGAUACUGCCUGACCUGCUGCGUUCCUCCAGUGGUGUGUGUGUGUAACUCAAGGUUUCCAGCAUCUGCAGAAUUUCUUGUGUCUAUCAAUUGCAUUUGCAUUGCCCUUGAAUUUAUUAAACUGAUCUUUUGCUUUGAAGGGUGAGAAUAAACUUCCCUACGUUUCCACCCU
Molecule: messenger RNA, 3660 nt
Organism: Hypanus sabinus (Atlantic stingray)
Lineage: Eukaryota; Metazoa; Chordata; Chondrichthyes; Myliobatiformes; Dasyatidae
Gene: cnppd1
Product: cyclin Pas1/PHO80 domain containing 1
Exons: 8
Coding region: 74-1471 (465 amino acids)
Biological process (GO): regulation of cyclin-dependent protein serine/threonine kinase activity
Cellular component (GO): nucleus; cyclin-dependent protein kinase holoenzyme complex
Molecular function (GO): cyclin-dependent protein serine/threonine kinase regulator activity; protein kinase binding
Source: RefSeq, a predicted model, not a curated record